Molecule: messenger RNA, 1301 nt
Organism: Eubalaena glacialis (North Atlantic right whale)
Lineage: Eukaryota; Metazoa; Chordata; Mammalia; Artiodactyla; Balaenidae
Gene: URM1
Product: ubiquitin related modifier 1
Exons: 5
Coding region: 35-340 (101 amino acids)
Biological process (GO): protein urmylation; tRNA thio-modification
Cellular component (GO): cytoplasm; nucleus
Molecular function (GO): protein tag activity
Source: RefSeq, a predicted model, not a curated record
GAAGAGAGUUUCCUGUGAGCUCGGCUUCCUCAACAUGGCAGCGCCCUUGUCUGUGGAGGUGGAGUUCGGAGGCGGUGCGGAGCUCCUGUUUGACGGUGUGAAGAAACAUCAGGUCACCUUGCCUGGACAGGAGGAACCCUGGGACAUCCGGAACCUCCUUGUCUGGAUCAAGAAGAACUUGCUAAAAGAGCGGCCAGAGUUGUUCAUCCAGGGAGACAGCGUGCGGCCAGGGAUUCUGGUGCUGAUUAACGAUGCCGACUGGGAACUGCUGGGUGAGCUGGACUACCAGCUUCAGGACCAGGACAGCAUCCUCUUCAUAUCCACGCUGCACGGCGGCUGAGGGCCCUUCUCUGUGCCUGGGCCCCCUUGGGGUGGGGAGAACAGAACAAUCAGACAUCCCCUUGGGCCCUGCUUCCAGAUCUCCCUGUCUCCCUUGGCUGCUUUCUUCCCUCCUCUGUCCCCUGAGGUCCCUCCAGGCAGGGAAAAGAGGCCAGGUGCUAAAAAUGAGCCUUUCUCAGGCACGUGAGCAGGGGAAGGCAGGCAGGCGGGCAGGCGCCCGAGCCCGGCACUGCCUCUCCCAGCAGCUGAGGUGGGGGAGGGUGCCCCUCAGUUUGUCAGGAGUGGAGGGGUCUGUGCGGCCAGGUGACCCUGCAGCUGUCUACUCCUGUGUCUCAGUCUAAACACUGAGUGACCGCUGACGAGGUUGGAGGGGUCCAAUCUCAAAGAUUGGAGGGGUCUCCGCCUCAGUUUCCCCAUCUGGACAGCAGAGGGCUCUGCCUGUCCCCCACUGAUAUCAUUGUGGAACCCCAGCUGGGGUCCCCUAUUCAGUGCUGCCCCCACACACACAGCAGCUGCUCUUCCAGCCACACCCCUCCUCCUGCUCCCCCAUCCACAGCCCUUGACCCUGGCUGGCCUCCCCCAACACAGGCCACCAGAUGGGCUCCUGAGACCCUCCUCCCGGCAAAAGGCUGCCAGCAUGCAGCUCAUGCCGCUGAGGGGGGAGAGAAGGAGGGUGUGGGCUAAACCUUGGACUGGCAUAUAGAGGUUUGGGGGGUCAAUGUGCCUCAGUUUCCUCCUCAACAACAACUGAAUUUUUAUAGUAUCUGAAAACUGGGGAGAUACUUGAUGGCACAAAUGUACACUUGAUCUCCUCUCUCACCUUCUGCAGGAAGCAGGAUGGGGGCAGGCAGCACCUGGUAGGCAGGAUGGUUCACCCCUCCUCCCUCCAUCCCUUCUGGAAGUCUUGGGGCCUCAGUGCCUGCAACAGCUGGCCUUGGGCAAAUAAAAGACUAGGUUGUUUA